Symbiodinium pilosum is the source of this 1548-nucleotide messenger RNA. The record is from the annotation of a GenBank genome assembly. NCBI's taxonomy places the organism in Eukaryota, Dinophyceae, Suessiales, Symbiodiniaceae.
AUGUCAGAGCAUCCCAACCCCAACUUGGAAACAGAUCAUCUAUCUUCGUGCCCAUGGCAGGAUGGGCACCUGAUGGUUUCCGGGGCUUUCUGGUGCUGUCUGACUCUGCUGUUGCGGCCGGCCACCUGUAAAGGUCGCUGCUGGGAGGCUGGGAGGACCUGGCUUGAUUGCUGCGCCCCUUUGGGAGAUGGCGACAAUAUUUGCUUCAAGGAGGACAGCAUCCAUGAACACUGCUGCUGGUCCUCGCCGGAGUUGGAGCCUAUGUCCACGGAUCUCUUCAGCUGUGCAAACGACCCCGCCCUGCGGAGGCAGUACUUCCGCGUUGCUCACGCGCAGCUUGGCCUUCGCAAGGAUUGCAGCAGCCUCAUUGCGUGCAGGGCUUUUCCCACGGGCUGGGUGGCGGUGUGGGGUGAGGAGGCCGAGGAUCUUGAUCUUGAUACACCCACGUGUGAGCAUGGACCUGUAAGCCCUGGCUUAAACUUCGACAACCGCAUGGAGCUCUGUGCCAUGCUGCCGCCGCUGGCUCCGGAGGCCUGGUACGAUGCUGAUGGCUUAGAGCGCGCCCAGCUGAGGUACCGGUUUGGCAAGGCUCAGCGGAGCCAUUGCGCCGUGCCGAACUGGCUGUACCUGCGCGAGGAGCCGUUGAGACUCUACUCCCUAAUCAGGGCCAGGUCCAAAGUCCUACCGCGGAUCCUCAUCAACAUCGGAGCUGGGGAUGCGGACUCAGACGAUCCUUUGGGCCGAAUCUUGCAGGAAUUCGCGGGGGCGGGGCCGCCUUGGAAGGGCAUUUACUUUGAGGCCAUGCCAGAUAACUGCGUCAGGGCUAGGUCCAAGCUGGCAGAAACUGGAGCCAUCCAUUUGCAAUGCGGCUACACCACGCCUGAUCAUGUCCUCGAGACGAUCUGUCAAGAAUUAAGUCGACAAGAGGUUCUGGGAAUUGAAGCGGUUUGCCAGGCAGCUGGGGUGCGAGAUUUCGUCUCCAGCGAUGCCGUGCCGGAGGGCACGCGCAUAGAGGUGGAUGCAAUGAAUUUUGACAUUGAUUCUUACGACUGUUCGGUGAUGCGUGAAGCUCUUCGUGUUGUCAGUCCCAAGCUCAUCAGUGUGGAGACGGCGGCCUUCCCACCCCCCAUUGUGGUUUCAUCGGAGUUCCAUCCGAAUUUUCAAGCGUCGGAGAAGAAGAACCUCUCUUCUGUUCAUGCCAUUGCUGGCGGAACCCGAAGGGACGGCGGCUUUUACCCAGGAUGCUCCCUGAGUGCUGCUAUCUCUAUCCUUUGGCCUAACGGCCUGGGACUGUACCGGAUGGCCGGUCGAGAUUCACUGUUUGUCAGAGGGGAUGUAGCGGAUGAGAUUGGCCUGUCAGAAAGGGAAGGUGAAUCUUGGCAGCCCGCUGAUGAGUUCGACUGCUGGCGGAAUGUUUGCGCAGACCUGGGCUUGAAGGACAACCUUAUCAACCUCACUUCCAUGGGUGUCCAUGACCAUCUGAUCCCCCGCAUAUAUGAAAUCAUGCAGACCAAAUAUGAGCACCUGUGGCUGCUGUUGAAAUUCUAA